Etheostoma cragini (Arkansas darter) is the source of this 1362-nucleotide messenger RNA. RefSeq names its product choline transporter-like protein 1. Lineage: Eukaryota; Metazoa; Chordata; Actinopteri; Perciformes; Percidae. The transcript is spliced from 6 exons. Gene Ontology annotation, molecular function: transmembrane transporter activity. The coding region runs from base 3 to 1196 and encodes 397 amino acids. Gene Ontology annotation, cellular component: membrane. Gene Ontology annotation, biological process: transmembrane transport. The record is from RefSeq and is a predicted model, not a curated record.
AGAUGAUCCUGCUGCUGCUCAUGCUGUUCAUGAGGAAGCGCGUGGCGUUGACCGUGGCUCUGUUCGCCGUGGCGGGGAAGGUCUUCGUGCAGCUGCCGCUGCUCUCGCUGCAGCCGUUCGUCACCUUCGCCGCGCUGCUGCUGUUCUGGAGCUACUGGAGCCUCACGCUGCUGUUCCUGGGGACCAGCGGGAACCCGGUCCAGAACGAGGAGACGGGUCUGACGGAGUUCCGGCUGACUGGUCCCCUUCAGUACCUGACCUGGUACCACGCGGUCGGGCUGGUCUGGAUCACAGAGUUCAUCCUGGCCUGCCAGCAGAUGACCGUGGCCGGCGCCGUUGUCACAUACUACUUCACCAGGGAUAAGAACCGUCUCCCGGUGACACCAAUCCUGUCGUCGGUGCUGCGGCUGGUCCGGUAUCACCUAGGAACCGUUGCUAAGGGAGCCUUCAUCAUCACGCUGGUCAAGAUCCCCCGACUCAUCCUCAUGUACCUGCACAACCAGCUCAAAGGAAAGAGGACAAAGAGAGAAUGGAGACCGCUGGAGGACCGGAGCAGCACCGAUCUGCCCUGGUUCCUGCUCUUUGCUGUCUUCUGCGUCGGCAUGGGCAGCAUCUGUGGCUUCAGCGUGGUGACGGGCGGCGCCGCCCGCCUCGUCUUCGGCUACGACAGCUACGGGAACACGUGCGGUCGCCGCAACGAUCCGAUCGAAGGGGUCCGGCUCAGCGGCCUGGACCACACCGACAGGAAAUCUGGACUCUUCCUGUCACUUCCUGUUUGUGUGCAGGAGUUCGUGGAGAGCAGCCGGCGGUUGGGGCGAGCGGCAGAGCGGGGAAGGAGCCGUGUGAAGGAGGCGGCGGCGGCGGCGGGGGGGGCGGAGAUGAAGCCCAUGGUGAGUCACAGCAGCUGUGGCGUGGAGUCGGUGGGGGUGGGGCUGGGCGGCGGCGGCGGGGAGUGGGAGGAGCUUCAGGAGUUCCAGGUGUACUACCUGCUGCUGGGCGUUGUGCUGGACUGGGCGCUGGCGCCGCCAGGCGACGGAGGGGGCUUGGCGCUGUGUCUUAGCGAGGACGUGGUGCUCUUCCUCUGCAUCUACCUGCCCACCUCCACGCUCUUCCUGUUCGCCAGCCUGCUGCACGCGCCAAGCCCCGCCCCUGGCACGCAGAGCGCCCAAUCAGCUGCUGCUGCCGCCACAAGCUGACACGCAGAGACGCCUAACGCAUGCUAACUGAAGCACAGAAACGCCUAACGCGUGCUAACUGAAGCACAGAAACGCCUAACGCAUGCUAACUGAAGCACAGAAACGCCUAACGCAUGCUAACUGAAGCACAGAAACGCCUAACGCAUGCUAACUGAAGCACAGAGAC